UGCCGAACUACCGAACACCCCCGACUAGACUAGUAGGCACGGCAAUCGGGCCGUUCGGAUGUUGCAGGCCAGGAUACUGGUAGUCGUUCGCAUAAGCAUGAGAGCCCUUGUCCUGGAUUCGGAAACCGAGGUAUCAGUGGAGAAAAUUAGUGAUUGUGGCACGUUCAGCAGGAAAUCUGGUGAAUCAUGAAUACGGAUACUAAGAGAUGGAAUUUGAGACAUGGAUUAGCAGGAGUUGCCGUGUAUGAAGACCAUCGCAGCGCACCGUGGCGUGGUCAGUCGAAGGCUGACACACGAAAGCGGAGACGAACUCGACGUGGAAGGUCAGGAUCCGGUGCUGAACCCCAAGACACUUGAUGAACAGCAGACAUCAGGCAGGAGCGGACAAGCGGAAAAAGUAUGAAAGAAACAACGAGACAGCGGCCUUCGAGGGAGCAAAACCGUAAAGAAUCCGUUCAUCACAACAACCAGCAUUUUCUUCCUCACGUCCCGAGCCCAGCCCAAGAGCGUAACGAAAAAAAAGAAAAGGGAUGUAAAGCCGGUCAGACUUCCAUCGAUACCCACCCCGCCCAAGCGCCCGAAGGCAAGACCUCGGGAAAGCCGGGGUACAGAUCAUCGCCACUCUCUAUACAGACCGCAGCACGAAAGCCGGCAGCCUGCCACCUUUGCAGGCAGAGCGAGAGUAAAAAAAGGAUCUCACUGUAGGGUACCGAGGAUAUCGCUCAUCAACCCGGGUGGGAUCUGUGGCUCCUUUAGGGAACACAAAUGGGGACAACUACUAUAGAAAUGAUUCUCUGAAGUAUUGUCGACAUGAAGAAGAAAAGAGAAAAAGAAAUCAAAAGGGUGAGAGGGCCGCGCUCAUUAUAUAGAGCGAGGAGAUGGUCUGUGCACGUCUGCAAAUCUGCAGAAGCCCCACUUGCCCACAGUCCCCGCAUGCAGAAUUUUACAACGGAUUUGGCGAUGUUUGGACCCGCAAAAGAUCUUGCCAUGCAAGACCGCCAAAACUUAUC
This is a messenger RNA of Parathielavia appendiculata, 1010 nucleotides long. RefSeq lists its product as uncharacterized. The transcript has a single exon. The coding region runs from base 400 to 705 and encodes 101 amino acids. NCBI's taxonomy places the organism in Eukaryota, Fungi, Ascomycota, Sordariomycetes, Sordariales, Chaetomiaceae. The record is from RefSeq and is a predicted model, not a curated record.